Messenger RNA from Ilyonectria robusta, 1371 nucleotides. Its product is annotated as NmrA-like family-domain-containing protein. The transcript has a single exon. NCBI's taxonomy places the organism in Eukaryota, Fungi, Ascomycota, Sordariomycetes, Hypocreales, Nectriaceae. Bases 1 to 1371 code for a protein of 456 amino acids. The record is from RefSeq and is a predicted model, not a curated record.
AUGCCCGCUCAACUAAACGGGUCCAUGACCGCCAGCAUCCCCCUCCGAGUCACCGGCGACCAGACCACUGUCCUCUGCAAGCAACACAAGCACUCUCGAUCCUCCUACUCCGAGUCAUCCCCGCUCACCAACUCCCGAAAUAAUUCCCUGACGUUCCGUCCGCCCAAGAGGCUCAUGUCGAACCCGGACAAGACCAUCGCUGUCAUCAAUGCCAGCGGGCGGCAGGCAGCAUCCUUUAUCCGCGUCGCAACCGCCGUCGGCUACCAUGUUCGCGCCCAGUUGAGGAAUCUCGAGGGGGUCGUGGCCGCCGAAGUGUCGACCAACCCCAACGUUACCGUCUUGGUCGGCGAGUUGUACACGAGAAACAGUCCCUCAGACGUCAACCGGGACGUCACCAAGUACGGCCCGCUGGCUGGUGUAGGAGUCAACUAUGACUUGAUCCACAACCUCUUCCGCGGAACCCAGCUGGCCUUUAUCAACACCACGUUUUACGGCGACGAGAUCCAGAUCGGCAAAGCACUCGCCGAUGCCGCCAAGCGCGCGGGUGUCCAGCACUACGUUUACUCAUCCAUGCCCGACCACGCUGCCUACAACUCUGGCUGGCCUUCGCUGCCCCUCUGGGCCGCUAAGCACGAGGUCGAGCAGUAUGUGCGCCAGCUGAGGCUGCCUGCCUCGUUCGUGUACACGGGCAUCUAUAACAACAAUUUCACCUCACUCCAGUACCCCCUGUUCUGCAUGGAGCUCCAGAAGGACGGAUCUUUUAGGUGGCAGGCACCCUUCCACGAGGACGCCAAGCUGCCCUGGUUAGAUGCUGAACAUGAUGUGGGACCCGCUAUUUUGCAGAUCUUUAAGGACGGGCCAUCCAAGUGGAACGGGGAGCGUAUUGCGCUUGCAUACGAGUACCUGUCCCCCCGGGAAGCAUGUAAGCUCUUUUCACGAGGCGUCGGCCGUCCCGUACGAUAUGUUCGGGGCCCCAUCAAUAUCAACGUUAGGAUCCCCGUCGGCUACCGAGAACAGCUUGUCGGCCUGGAGAAGCUCUUCAGCCCCGACGAGAAGGAUGCCCGGAAGCAGCCACCCUACUUUGGUGACCCCAAGCUUGAGAUCAGCUGCCCUAGCGAAGCUCUGGAGCUGUGGGAGGGUCCCCGAGGACUAGAGGAAUAUGCAAGAGAAAUGUUUCCCUUGGAAGAGGAGGCCAACGGCUUGACUUGGAUGCUUGAGGAGGAAAGCGACGACGAAGACGUACAUGCCGCGGCGACUUCCGUCGAGCAACUAAGAAUCAACGAUGUUGAUGACGAUAGCGACGACGACGAUAAUGAUGACGGAUUAGUCAUGCGAGGCCGCAAGCGAGAUGAAGAAGAGUGGUUGGCGUAA